This is a messenger RNA of Neohortaea acidophila, 704 nucleotides long. Its product is annotated as bola protein. The coding region runs from base 42 to 410 and encodes 122 amino acids. NCBI's taxonomy places the organism in Eukaryota, Fungi, Ascomycota, Dothideomycetes, Mycosphaerellales, Teratosphaeriaceae. The transcript has 3 exons. The record is from RefSeq and is a predicted model, not a curated record.
GGAGUAGAAAGUGCUUCUGCACGACGUAUCUUUCUCCUGGAAUGUUCCGAAGGAUUGCGUUUACCGCGCUACGUAAGCCGUCCGCCAGCAUGGCGACGAGUAAAUCACACAGCCCGAUGGAGGAUGCGAUGAGACGGAAGAUUACAGAAGCACUGGCGCCGACGUCCUUGGAGAUUCACAACGACUCGCACCUACAUGCACAUCACAAGGCCAUGGAAGGGAGCGUUUCCAAAGAGACGCAUUUUCGAGUGAAUAUCAUUUCCGACGCAUUCAAGUCCAAAAUGCAGCCGGCGCGACAUCGGAUGGUAUACGCGCUGCUCAAGGACGAAAUGGCCAUGGAAGGUGGGAUUCACGCUCUACAGCUCAAGACGAGGACGGUGGAGGAGGAUGAGAGGGUGAAGGGCAAUUGAAGGUGGUGAAGGGCAAUUGAAGGUCAUGACGUGCUGUGCUUAGGUGCAAGGGAUGCAUCUCGCGAAUUUCCGAUGACUACCCUACCGUACGCCCUCGCCAGGUGCUCUUGGACUCCGAUGCCACUGCAAUACCGCCGUGCUCGCCAUGCACUACGUGGUCGAUGAGGAUGCCUAGGAAUACUCUGCAGCUCCUCACGAAUCUGGCGGGUAGGUGGGGUUCUAUACAUGUCUGUCUUAGUAGCUGUACACGCAAAACCAUGGAUUGACCUACCUCAUCACUGCCACUGCCGCUGU